Auxenochlorella protothecoides is the source of this 759-nucleotide messenger RNA. Its product is annotated as Two-component response regulator ARR1. Gene Ontology annotation, molecular function: DNA binding; DNA-binding transcription factor activity. Bases 1 to 759 code for a protein of 252 amino acids. The record is from RefSeq and is a predicted model, not a curated record. Lineage: Eukaryota; Viridiplantae; Chlorophyta; Trebouxiophyceae; Chlorellales; Chlorellaceae. The transcript has 4 exons. Gene Ontology annotation, biological process: positive regulation of DNA-templated transcription.
AUGGAUCCGGGCGUAUGGCACUGCGGCGAACUAUGUUCCGGCCUGUCGUCUCCCAGCUCGGCUGUGCAGCGAUCCGAGUACAGCUUCGACAGCCUGGGCACCCCCUCCCUUCAGGCGGAGAUGCACUGUGUGGAGCCCUGUGCACCUGCCUUGAACAUGCUCCUCAUCCAUGACCACCCCGGCCCUCAUUCCGGGAAGGAGGAGGAGGAGGCCAAUCCCAAUGCCAAACGAGCCAAGGUGGAGUGGACGCGGGAACUCCACAUGGUGUUUGCCGGGGUCGUUAGGUCCCUGCCCGUGGACCAGCAAGUCCCCACCAAGAUCCUGGAGGGCAUGGGCCAGUGGGGCUGGGGCCUUACGCGGGCCAACAUUGCCAGCCACCUGCAGAAGUUCAGGCACAGGCAAGGACGAGUGCCUGGCAAGGAGCGCGAGUGCGGCGCACUGGUGAGCUCCUGCUCCACCCCGCACCUGGAUGCAGAGGGCUGGGCAUACCACGACGCCGGCAGCGCCGGCACAUCCCCCUACAUGAUGAUGCCCACCACCCCCCCCAGCAUGGCCCCCAGCCUGGCCUUCCAGUCCGAGGGCUCGCUGACCGACAUGGAGUGGGAGCUGGGGCAGACGGGCGAUGCCUGCCCCCCCUCCCUCUCGCGCCAGCUGGCGCAGUGCGUGCAGGAGCGCCCCGCCGCCCUGCCCAUCGGUUUGACCCUGGACCACGGCGCCGUGCUACGCGCGUUGCGCCGCAGGGGCAGCCUGGUGGCCUGA